GCGCGCGGCAGCAGUUGGACUGCGGCGGACGGCUGUUCCUUAGUCUUGUGAGCCGUCCUCCUCUCCGUUCCUCUACCUCGCGCAGCAUGUCGGGCCGCGGCAAGACAGGCGGUAAGGCCCGCGCCAAGGCCAAGUCGCGCUCGUCACGAGCGGGCCUCCAGUUCCCCGUGGGCCGCGUGCACCGGCUGUUGCGGAAGGGACACUACGCCGAGCGGGUGGGCGCCGGCGCGCCGGUCUAUCUGGCGGCGGUGCUCGAGUACCUCACAGCCGAGAUCCUGGAGCUGGCGGGCAACGCGGCCCGCGACAACAAGAAGACGCGGAUCAUCCCCCGCCACCUGCAGCUGGCCAUCCGUAACGACGAGGAGCUCAACAAGCUGCUGGGCGGCGUGACGAUCGCCCAGGGAGGUGUCCUGCCCAACAUCCAGGCCGUACUGCUGCCCAAGAAGACCAGCGCCGCCGUGGGGCCGAAGGCGCCCGCGGGCGGCAAGAAGGCCACCCAGGCCUCGCAGGAGUACUGAGGGCGCCCGCGCCGCCGCCACCGCCGCCGCCCGGCCCCUCCCCUCGCCACCACAAAGGCCCUUUUAAGGGCCACCACAACGCUCACGGAAAGAGCUGGGCCACGUCGGGCUCCGGGCCGGGCGGCCGCGCACUCGCCCCCUCCGCGGCCCCGCCGCCGCCGCCGUUCGGCCUGCCCCUCCCCCGCGCGGCUCGCUCCGGUCGUGGCUCGGCGGAGGACGGCCGUUUGAACGCCGCUCGGUGCCAGGAGCGAGCUCGUGACUCGGCCGGCCUGGCCCCCGAAUGCUGAUGGGCUGCGGGGAGGCCGCGGCACCUUCUAGAAGGCUGGGCCGGCCGCGCUGACGCAGGGCCGGGGCGCGUGGCGGGGAAGGUGAGUCGGUGCGGACGGCCGCCGGCGGGGCCGCGCGCGUUCCCCACCAGCCCGGUGCUCCGGACGGGACUCGGUUGCCGCCGACGGCGGCGGAGCCAGUCGGUCACUUCAUUUGUCCCGGGACGACCUUUGCUGCCGGAUCCCGAGCCUUGCACGUCCGCGCUCCCUCCAUCUCCACUCGCAGGCCUGUGCGCGCCCCGGAAGACACACUUCGCGGCGUGAGCAUCUCCCGCGGUGUCGGGUCCCGGCGGCGUGGGGGCUGCGGGAGUCCUGCCCCUGGACCCGCGCCCCUCCCGGCGUGUCCGCUCCGCAAGCCAAGCACCUAGAUACCAGCACUAGUCCGUUAAUCCCCAUCUGGACUGAGCCGCCGUUGGCCUCGGAACUGGAAUUUUGCAGCUAACCCAUCCAAGACAGUACUUUAGGUAUUGGGGAGUUUCAGAUGGACUAAUUUUGUUUAUUAAAGGAUUGUUUUCUUUUUUAAACAA
Molecule: messenger RNA, 1371 nt
Organism: Balaenoptera ricei (Rice's whale)
Lineage: Eukaryota; Metazoa; Chordata; Mammalia; Artiodactyla; Balaenopteridae
Product: histone H2AX
Exons: 1
Coding region: 87-518 (143 amino acids)
Biological process (GO): DNA damage response
Cellular component (GO): nucleosome
Molecular function (GO): protein heterodimerization activity; structural constituent of chromatin; DNA binding
Source: RefSeq, a predicted model, not a curated record